AUCUGUUUUCAUAUAGUUGAUCAGCAUGGCUAGGCAUCUGUGUGCGCUGAUGCGCCGGCCUGUUUGGCGCCGGCCUCUUCUGACUCCAUCGGUCGCCCUCCCGACUAGAAGAAUUCAGCCUCAAUUGCGAUCAAUUGCGACUCCCCUCGCUCCUCGCUCGCUUAGCACAACCGCCAUCGCUCAAGCUGAAGCAUUGAACUCCCAACAAGGCGCUCCCUCAAUCAAUUUCUCUGAGAUUGAGACCGAGACCGAGAAGCGGACACCGCAGACCUUGACAGAGAAGAUCGUCCAGCGCUAUGCAGUCGGUCUCCCUGAAGGAAAGUUCGUCCGUAGCGGAGACUACAUCAGCCUUGCACCCCAGUACUGCAUGACUCACGAUAACUCGUGGCCCGUUGCCACCAAGUUCAUGUCCAUGGGAGCUACACAGGUUCACAACCGCAAGCAGAUCGUCAUGACCCUUGACCACGAUGUCCAAAAUACCAGCGAAGCGAACCUCAAGAAAUACAAGCAAAUCGAGACAUUUGCGGCACAGCAUGGCAUUGACUUCUACCCUGCGGGCCGAGGUAUUGGACACCAGGUCAUGGUUGAAGAGGGAUAUGCGUGGCCAGGAACCAUGGCUGUUGCCUCUGAUAGCCACAGCAACCACUACGGUGGUGUUGGUUGCCUUGGUACCGCUGUUGUGCGCACAGAUGCUGCUAGUAUCUGGGCCACUUCGCGCACAUGGUGGCAGAUUCCGCCCGUUGCGCGGGUCACACUCACCGGAACCCUUCCAGUGGGCGUGACCGGUAAGGACGUGAUUGUCGCGCUGUGUGGACUGUUUAACAGCGACGUCCUCAACCAUGCAAUUGAGUUCACCGGUUCCGAAGAAACCAUGUCAAGCCUUCGGGUGGAUAGCCGAAUGACUAUUGCCAAUAUGACAACCGAGUGGGGCGCGCUCACUGGUCUGUUCCCCAUCGACCGAACCCUAGAACGCUGGCUACGAUACAAGGCUACCGAGGCAGCUAUGCUUGAUGACCGGACAACUCGCGAACGUAUUACCCAUGAGCGUGUCGACGAGCUGUUCGCCAACCCCCUCAAGGCUGACCCCGAUGCUCAAUACGCUAAGCAGCUCUACCUCAACCUUUCCACCCUCUCGCCUUAUGUCUCAGGACCCAACUCAGUCAAGGUCGCCACCCCAUUGAAUGAGCUCGUCCAGCAGAACAUCAAGGUGAACCGCGCGUACAUCGUCUCUUGUACCAACUCACGUGCUUCCGAUAUCGCAGCCGCCGCUAAAGUCUUCAAGGACGCCGCCAAGGAGAACAAUGAUGUGAUCCCCAAGAUUGCCGAUGGUGUUCAACUGUACAUUGCUGCAGCUUCCGCCCCCGAACAGGAAGCCGCCGAGGCUGCUGGUGACUGGCAGGCUCUGCUCGACGCCGGUGCGCAGCCACUGCCUGCUGGUUGCGGACCGUGUAUUGGUCUAGGAAAGGGCCUCUUGGAGCCCGGCGAGGUUGGAAUCAGUGCCAGCAACCGUAACUUCAAGGGACGUAUGGGCUCGCGCGACGCCAAGGCAUACCUGGCCAGUCCCGAAGUCGUGGCUGCCAGUGCCCUCAGUGGUCUUAUCUCUGGCCCCGGUGCCUACCAGGUGCCCGAGGGCUGGUCCGGCGUGGAGCAUGGAUUCGGCACUGGUGCCGAACCCUCUACCGAGAGCGCCUUAGACAACAUGAUCCAGCAGAUGGAAUCCCUGAUCGACCGUGUCGAGUCAUCCGCCGGAGGUGAAGAGAAGGCUGCCACCGAGAUUCUCCCUGGCUUCCCCGAGAAGAUCAGCGGCGAGAUCGUCUUCUGCGACAUGGACAAUCUCGACACCGAUAACAUCUACCCUGGAAAGUUGACAUACCAAGACAACGUCUCGAAGGAGGAUAUGGCGCUCGCCUGCAUGAUGAACUACGACCCUAACUUCAAAGAGAUCGCCAAGCCCAACGACAUCCUUGUCUCCGGUUUCAACUUCGGCUGUGGCUCCUCCCGAGAGCAGGCCGCCACCGCCAUCCUGGCUAAGAAGAUUCCCCUUGUCGUGGCUGGUAGCUUCGGCAACAUCUUCUCCCGAAACAGUAUCAACAACGCGCUUAUGGGGCUGGAAGUCCCGCGUCUUGUUGAGCGUCUACGUGCUACCUUUGCUGACUCUGAGCGCCAAUCGACCCGCCGGACUGGUUGGACCCUGACCUGGGACGUGAAGCGUAGCUCCGUUGAGGUGCGCGAGGGAGAGAAUGGAGAGAGCUGGACUGAGCAGGUCGGCGAGCUACCCGCCAAUGUGCAGGCCAUUAUUGCGGCUGGUGGACUCGAGGCUUGGGUCAAGGACGAGGUUAAGAAGGCGGCGACCAAGUCGUCCUAA
Penicillium longicatenatum is the source of this 2365-nucleotide messenger RNA. It is a transcript of the gene lysF, whose product is annotated as homoaconitase LysF. The record is from RefSeq and is a predicted model, not a curated record. Lineage: Eukaryota; Fungi; Ascomycota; Eurotiomycetes; Eurotiales; Aspergillaceae. Gene Ontology annotation, biological process: L-lysine biosynthetic process. The transcript has 2 exons. Gene Ontology annotation, molecular function: 4 iron, 4 sulfur cluster binding; homoaconitate hydratase activity. The coding region runs from base 26 to 2365 and encodes 779 amino acids.